This is a messenger RNA of Hyla sarda, 2149 nucleotides long. RefSeq names its product oocyte zinc finger protein XlCOF6.1-like. Gene Ontology annotation, biological process: regulation of cytokine production; negative regulation of transcription by RNA polymerase II; regulation of immune system process. The transcript has 4 exons. The record is from RefSeq and is a predicted model, not a curated record. NCBI's taxonomy places the organism in Eukaryota, Metazoa, Chordata, Amphibia, Anura, Hylidae. The coding region runs from base 159 to 1499 and encodes 446 amino acids.
CUCUGGCAUCAAGCAGAGCGAGAGCAAGGCCUGGUGCGGCGGUCACAGCUGUUGUGUUGUGUGCGGAGAUCUCGGCUCCUCAGACCAAAUAGAAGGACACAAGGAUCUGUACCAGGACAUAGUCAUGAUGGAGGAUCACCGGCCCCUCACAUCACAAGAUGGAGUCAUUGAUAGAAAUCCACCCGAGAGGUGUCCCCGCCCUCUGUAUUCCCAGGACUGUCCAGAGGGAAAUGUCCCAGAGAAGCAUCAGUGAAUUGUUCUAUAUGUCACAUCAGGGGGGAGAUCUGAAUGUCAAAGUGGAGGAAGAAGAAGAGAGGAUGAGGGACGAUCAACCACAUAUGGCGGAAGUGAAGGAGGAAAUGCCAGGAGGUGUUACCCCAGAAAAUCCCGUAAAGGAUUCUGAAGAAAACAUGUCCUCCCCGAAAGAUAAAGGAGAAGAAGAAGAAGAAGACGACCUCAAGCAGCACUCCUCUGGAGAAGAAGUUACCCCUAAGGUGCAUCCAAGACGUCACAGGAAGAAACGAUCAUUUUAUAACGCCUUUAAUUAUAGGGAACCCAAUUACGUGGAACCUAGUUAUGAGGAACUUUCUCCUGAACCACCGCAGGCUGUAUCCGCAAGUACAGACGAGAAAGAGGGGGAAGAAUUCGAUGUGGUGAAUGUGGAAAAGCAUUAUACGAGAAGAUCGUCUCGUUUUGCGCACAAUAAAAUCCACUUAGGAAAGAAGAAAUACACGAUAAUAUGUUCUGAAUGUGGGGAAUGUUUUUCAUACAAUUCAGAGCUGAUUAAACACGAGAGAAUUCACUCCGGAGAGAAGCCGUAUCCAUGUUUAGAAUGUGGGAAAUGUUUUACCCACAAGUCAAGUCUUGUCAUACAUGAGAGACGACAUUCAGGAGAGAGGCCAUAUACGUGUUUGGAAUGUGGGAAAUGUUUUACCCAAAAGUCUGAUCUCGAUAGACAUGACAAAACUCACACUGGAACAAAGCCGUAUUCAUGUCUAGAAUGUGGGAAAAGCUUUGCACAAAAGUCAGAUCUUGUUAGACAUGGGAGGAGUCACACAGGAGAGAAGCCGUACUCCUGUUUAGAAUGUGGUAGGUGGUUUACAUAUAAAUCAGAUCUUGUUAAACAUGAGGCUGGUCACACUGGAGAGAAGCCAUUUUCAUGUUCAGAAUGUGGGAAAUGUUUUCCCCAUAAAUCACGUCUAGUUAGACAUCAGAAAUGCCACACAGGAGUAAGGAGACCGUAUGCAUGCACACAGUGUGAGAAAAGGUUUAAAACUGAAGUCAAACUAAAGAAUCACGAGAGAAUCCACACAGGGGAGAAGCCACAUGCCUGUCCACAAUGUGGAAAAUGUUUUUCGAAGAGAUCCCAUCUAGUGAUACAUGAGAGAAUUCACACAGGAGAGAAGCCGUAUUCAUGUUCACACUGUGAGAAAUGUUUUGUAACUAAAGACAAAUUGAAGAAUCACUUGAAAACUCACAUAGGAAAGAAGCAGCACUGAUGUUCUGCAUGUGGUAAAUGUUUUUCAUGGAAAUCAGAUUUUUACUUAUCACUUAGAGAAGAAACCCCAUCCCCAUUACUAUACCUGAUGGGCCUGAAUUGUGGCAGAACAUACACCAGAAUAAUGUUGUGUGGAAUUAAAUACAAAUGUAUUCUCUUUGUGCCCAAAAAAUAGUCACAUGCCCCACAUGUGACUCCCUUCAUUUAAAUACACCAAAAGGGGCGUGGCAAUGAUUUGUCUAUAUUCAUGCCACAUUUACCAAGUGAGCGCACCAUUUAUUGACACAUAAAAUUUGUCAGAAGCAAAAAAAACAACAUGGAAUUGGUGUAAAAGUUGUCUAUAGGUGCAUCCGGGGCCGAAUCCUGUUUAUAGUUAUCAUUUAGUAAUGAAUACAGUCUGUAGUGUCUGUUAUUAGUGUAGCGUAGAUUUACUCUAUUUUUCUUGUCGGCUUUGCUUGAAUUCACGUAAAUAUAUAUUUGGCUUUUUUCGACAUUUUUAACCCACUUGUGCGGUUCUAAUACAUUUUGUCAUUAUAUUUUGGCUUAUUUUAAUCUUAUCCUGUUUCUUAUUUGUUGGACUUUAUAUAUAAAAAAAAAAAGUUGUAUCUGUACACAUCCUAAAGCUGUAAUAAAACUUCUAUUAUAACGUUA